AUUGUUUUAUGUGCUGCAGAUGGUUUUUCAUCUAAGGCAGAGGACAGAUUAUUUCGGAGGUUGUUCCGCAGGUACAACCAGUUCAUCCGACCAGUGGAGAAUGUAUCUGAUCCAGUCACAGUGGAGUUCGAGGUGUCCAUAUCUCAACUAGUCAAAGUGGAUGAGGUCAAUCAAAUUAUGGAAACCAAUCUGUGGCUGAGACAUGUCUGGAAUGACUACAAACUGAGAUGGACUCCUGUUGAAUACGAUGGCAUUGAGUUCAUACGAGUUCCAUCUAAUAAGAUUUGGAGGCCAGACAUUGUUUUGUACAACAAUGCUGUAGGUGAUUUCUUAGUGGAAGACAAGACCAAGGCUCUGUUGAAGUUUGAUGGCACCAUCACCUGGGUUCCUCCAGCUAUUUUUAAAUCCUCCUGCCCGAUGGACAUCACCUAUUUCCCCUUUGACUACCAAAACUGCUCCAUGAAGUUUGGUUCCUGGACCUAUGACAAGGCCAAGAUUGACCUGGUGCUCAUUGGCUCAAAGGUGAACCUGAAGGACUUCUGGGAAAGUGGAGAGUGGGAGAUCAUUGAUGCACCAGGUUACAAGCACGAUAUCAAGUAUAACUGCUGUGAGGAGAUCUACCCGGACAUCACCUACUCCUUCUACAUCCGUCGCCUGCCACUCUUCUACACCAUUAACCUCAUCAUCCCCUGCCUCCUCAUCUCCUUCCUCACAGUGUUGGUCUUCUAUCUUCCAUCUGACUGUGGGGAGAAGGUCACUCUGUGUAUCUCUGUCCUUCUCUCCCUCACUGUGUUCUUGCUGGUCAUCACUGAGACUAUCCCUUCAACGUCACUUGUCAUCCCUCUGAUUGGCGAGUACCUCCUCUUUACCAUGAUUUUUGUCACGCUCAGUAUUGUCAUCACUGUCUUUGUGCUGAAUGUCCACUACCGCACCCCCAUGACUCACACAAUGCCAGAGUGGGUGAGGGCAGUGUUCCUUGGGGUGCUACCCAGGGUGAUGUUGAUGAGGCGGCCUAUCGACCAGGGCUGCUCCUCUUCUGCCAGUAUCACAGGAGGCACAGGAGGAGCAGGAGGAGGGAGCAGUGGAGGGAACAAGAAGAGAAAGAACAGUCUCGGGGCAGGAAGUGGAACUGGAAGCGUAAGCGUUGGAGGUAUCACUGGGGGUGUACCGUGUCCAGCGCUGGAUGGUGGCACAGGGGGAGGAGGAGCCACCUCAGCUGGUGGCUCCAUGAACUGUGUGGAGUAUGGUGAAAUGAACCGUGAAAUGAACCGGGAUAUGAACAGAAGGUGCCCCUACAGAGGCAAGGAGGUACCGACUCCUGUCCCUCCCCCAAUUGUGCCCCCUCCUCCCCAGGCACCCCAGACCCAGGGGCCACAGGAGUCAGAGUUGCCCAAAGUACCUAGGCCCCUAAGUGCCCCAUCACCGGUGAAUGCUGUGGUUGCCUUCUCCGUGGUGUCACCAGAGAUCAAACAGGCCAUCGAGAGCGUGAAAUAUAUCGCUGAGAACAUGAGGACUCGCAACAAAGCCAAAGAGGUGGAGGAUGACUGGAAGUACGUCGCCAUGGUCAUAGAUAGGAUCUUCCUAUGGGUUUUUGUGACAGUGUGUGUGCUGGGAACUCUGGGACUCUUCCUUCAGCCAGUCAUCAACUUCUUAAAAUGA
Molecule: messenger RNA, 1659 nt
Organism: Scomber japonicus (chub mackerel)
Lineage: Eukaryota; Metazoa; Chordata; Actinopteri; Scombriformes; Scombridae
Product: neuronal acetylcholine receptor subunit alpha-3-like
Exons: 7
Coding region: 178-1659 (493 amino acids)
Biological process (GO): signal transduction; chemical synaptic transmission; regulation of membrane potential
Cellular component (GO): postsynaptic membrane; synapse; neuron projection
Molecular function (GO): acetylcholine-gated monoatomic cation-selective channel activity; transmembrane signaling receptor activity
Source: RefSeq, a predicted model, not a curated record